AUGACUACAGCACCCCCGAGGCCAGCACCGAAACCCGGACGAGUCAGGGUUUAUCGAGCACUCUAUGACUAUGCUGCUAGAACGGAUCAAGAGAUGAGCUUCGCUGAAGGGGAUCUGCUGUACGUGAGCGAUAGAGGGCCAAAUGACGAUUGGCUGCCGGCAACAUGUGGCGGCAAAAAAGGGCUUGUGCCAGCUAAUUACGAAGAGCUGUCGAAUCCAUUGCAUGAAGCAGCUCGACGAGGAAAUAUCAAUUUUCUCAAGGAUUGUAUAAAUAACCAGGUAUCGGUGAACAGCCUCGAUAAAUCAGGAUCAACAGCACUGUACUGGGCAUGUCAUGGUGGUCAUCUCGGUGUGGUGAAGUGUCUUCUCGAGCAUCCGGGAAUAACCAUUUCAUCUCAGGCAAGCGAAAUAUUUGAAGUCAAAUUCUUUUCUAGCCGCUUUCUACCAGCUCAAUCCACCCAGCGUUUUGCAUCCAGCUUAGGAUGCUGUCCUCGAGACUACCUACGACUGAGCAAACCUCAGCGCUAUCCUGUCAUUGACGAUUGCCUCAGGAAUAAGCUGGGUGAUACUCCACUGCAUGCCGCUUCAUGGCGUGGUCAUCGAGAAUGUGUACAGCUUCUACUCGAUAGCGGUGCUAAUGCUUGGAUACGGAAUCGAGAUCAAAAGCUACCUAUUGAUUUAGCCAAGGAUGCUGAAAUAGCAGGCCUGCUUGACCAAGCAAUGCGGCGAGACACAAGAAAUGAAGAUUGCGAGAAUGAAUACGAAUCUGGUUCUGAUCAAGAGCAAUAA
This is a messenger RNA of Haemonchus placei, 789 nucleotides long. The record is from the annotation of a GenBank genome assembly. Lineage: Eukaryota; Metazoa; Nematoda; Chromadorea; Rhabditida; Trichostrongylidae.